Messenger RNA from Didymodactylos carnosus, 1203 nucleotides. The record is from the annotation of a GenBank genome assembly. NCBI's taxonomy places the organism in Eukaryota, Metazoa, Rotifera, Eurotatoria, Philodinida, Philodinidae.
AUGUCACUAGUGAUGAAUUCGGUAGAAGAAAGUAAAGAAGGAGAAGAUGAACGGUUUAAUACAGAGGAAGAAAUCACAUUAGGGAGAAUUAAAGGACAAACUUUAACAUUAGCAGAGGAAAUAAAUGAAUAUUGUCAUUCAUUUCGGGAUUCUGUAAGACUGGUCAAGCAAGGUGGAUUAGCUCAGAAAACUAGAGAAAAUUUGAAAGAGAUAGAAAGUAUUACAAGAGAAGCACAAUUGAAGCGCAGUCGGGCAUCAAUUUCGAUGAGAUACUAUGCAUUGAAAAGGAAAAGAAAACAACUGGAACAAGAUUUAGAAAAGAAAGUGUCCUUCGCUCAAAAUAUUAAAGACGAAGAACUAGAAGAAGAACCGCCAAAUAAGAAGAAUUCCAGUCGUCUCUAUCAGUCUUUUGGUUACAUGAAAAAUGUGCUGAAAAGUAGUGGAAAAACAGUAUUAAAUCAGAUUGGUUAUGAGAUUCUCGAUGAACAUGGAAUUCUUGAUGCUACUGUUCGUCUUGGUGGAACAACGUUUGAUACGACUGAUGCCUAUGGGGUUGGUAGAAGUGGAACAUAUAUAGGGAACUUGCUGAAAAAAUGUGAUGAAAAAGUUAGAAGUAAUAUAGUGUUAAGUUCAAAAACGUAUAAUCCAAUGAUUAUUGGCGAUAGUAAGGGAUUAUCAAAGGAAAGAAUAUCAGAAAAAAUUGAUAGCACACUAAUGCGUCUUGGAAUAAAACAGCUGGAUAUGUAUCUUUCACAUGAAAUGGAUGAAGAAAUACCAUUGGAAGAAACACUUAGUUGUUUUAAUAAAUUACAAAAAAAUGGAAAAAUACGUGCAUAUGGUGCGUCAAAUAUCAAUUGUGAACAGUUAGAAAAAAGCAUAUCUAUUUGUGAUAAUCUUGAUUUAAAUAGAUGUGAAUGGAUACAAAAUUCAAUGUCAUUAUUAAAUUAUUCGGAAUCAGAAAAAGUGUUACAAAUAUACUCUAAGUAUGGCCAUGGUUUUACUCCUUAUAGUCCAUUAGCCGGUGGAUGGUUAACAGGAAAAUAUCAACAAGGUUUUAAUUAUCAACGUGGUUCGCGGAUGACACUAAGACCUGAACCAUAUGGAAAUUAUAUUAGAUAUCAGGAUAGUAUAUUUGAUGGCUUAAAUUCAAUAAGAAAAAUCAGUAACGAACUAUUUGGUAAUAAACUGAUCGAGUCGACUUAG